Molecule: messenger RNA, 1050 nt
Organism: Helobdella robusta
Lineage: Eukaryota; Metazoa; Annelida; Clitellata; Rhynchobdellida; Glossiphoniidae
Exons: 8
Biological process (GO): protein phosphorylation
Molecular function (GO): ATP binding; protein kinase activity
Source: RefSeq, a predicted model, not a curated record
AGACGAGACUCGAACGAGGACUGGGAAAUCCCAAAAGACGACAUCAAAGAGGGUCCUAAAAUUGGGUCAGGGUCAUUCGGGACGGUCUUCAAAGGUCAGUGGUAUGGUCCGGUGGCUAUCAAGAAGUUGAAUGUCCAGGAGCCCACUCCCGCGCAACUACAAGCAUUCAAAAACGAAGUCACAGUUUUGAGGAAAACAAGACACGCCAACAUUCUGCUGUUCAUGGGAUGCAUCUCGAAACCCGAGCUAGCCAUCGUCACUCAGUGGUGCAAAGGCUCCAGCUUGUACAAACACUUGCACGUUGAGGUCAACAGAUUCGAGUUGAGUCUCCUCGUAGACAUCGCCAGGCAGACUGCUCAAGGGAUGGAUUACCUUCACGCCAAGAACAUCAUUCAUCGUGAUCUGAAGUCAAAUAAUAUAUUCCUUGACGACAACUACUGCGUGAAGAUUGGAGAUUUCGGACUGGCGACCGUGAAGCAGAGGUGGAGUGGAACUGGAUCCUACCAGUGUCAACAACCUUCCGGAUCUGUCAUGUGGAUGUCUCCAGAGAUCAUCCGCAUGAAAAACUCCGACCCGUACACUUUCAAGUCGGAUGUCUACGCGUACGGAAUCGUACUCUAUGAGCUGGUCUCCGGUCAGCUGCCUUACAAGAUCAGGGAGAGGGAUCAGAUAAUGUACUUGGUAGCGACGAGAAGAUUGAAACCUGAUCUGACCCAGGUGAGGUCUGACAUUCCCAAGUCCCUGGUCAACCUGCUCGAGAGAUGUAUCCAGUUUGAUCCCGAAGAAAGGCCGCUGUUUCAUGACAUCCUGAGAUCUUUAGAGCAACUAGUCCUGAAGAUGCCGAAGACCACACGAUCCACCUCCCUGCCGAACCUCAACCGGUCGUCGACGUUCGGUGGCGACGACGGCGACUACGACAACAUCAACUGCAUGAGCCCCAGGACCCCCAUCACAUCCGACCACUUCUACUCCUACCCUAACAAUAACAAUAUUAAUAUUAUUAAUAAUAUUACCAUCGCUAAUAAUAAUAAUAAUAUCGCUUUUCGUUGA